CUCUAGUUUCGGUCACCAGGAGUUGACGUUGGUGUUUCUUGGAUGGUGCAAUUUGAGUCAAGCUCUGUGUAAGUCGUUUCGGAUGAACAGGGCGGAGUCCGCGACAUCCCAGGAAGAAGAAAUACACUGAGUCAACUAAGAACCGAGUUCCUCAUCGUAGACUUGUUCCGACUGCCAAAAUUUUCGCGUCCUUCUUCAAACUGUGUUACCCCAGUGAAACUGGUCUGUUCUUAGACAGCAACGGGAGCUUUUGUGGCGGUUCACUUGGAUGGACGGGGCAACCCUCGAUGGCAGCGAAGUUGGUGAAAAAAGAAGCUUCAUGGAAUUGGCCCAUUGUGAUCAUCUCUGUUGAGGUUUUCAGAGACUUAACUGAGGAUAUGGCGAAGUUGUUGAUUGUCAUCAGUGGCCUCGAAGGUUCCGGCGGACUCGCUGCUUUCUUCUUUGGUAGGUAUGGAGGGAAGGGGCUUGAACUCCAGGGUCAGAUUUCAUAGGCAGUGUAGCCCAGCUUACCAGCCCUAGAAUCUGACAUUGUACCUCGAGUAGCCAUAGGCCAUCUCCAAAUGUGUGAGAACCCUUUCAAAGUCCCUCUUCGAUACCCUUACUAAAACUAUCAUACUGAAAUACCACGAUGACCACGAUACUCGAGUUCAGGUAUGUAUGUGAACGAGGAUAGCCACAAAGGUGCUG
Molecule: messenger RNA, 687 nt
Organism: Mollisia scopiformis
Lineage: Eukaryota; Fungi; Ascomycota; Leotiomycetes; Helotiales; Mollisiaceae
Exons: 1
Coding region: 288-491 (67 amino acids)
Source: RefSeq, a predicted model, not a curated record